ACCAGUCAGAUGUGCCCCCAGGAGAGUUCUUUCCAACUCUCCCAGUUCCUACUGUUCGUGGGGGUCCCAGUGGCAAGUGUCAUCUUUCUGGCCCAGUGCCUUUGAUGGCACUGUCCUAGAUGGAGGCUGGGGGUCUGCAGGAAGCCAGAUGGCCAACAGGAACCAGAGUCCCAGCCUGUCCCCCUACCAGAAAAUGAGGCCCCCAGGCAGGGCCUGCCAGCCACGCUGCCAGAGUUGGCUGCCUUCUACCAGGAACUGCACACACCCACUCAGGGCCAGACCGUCAUCCGCCAGCUGAUGCACAAGCUGUUGGUGUUUUCGGCUCGAGAGGUGGAUCACCGGGGUGGUUGCCUGAUGCUCCAGGAUACAGGCAUCUCCCUGCUCAUCCCACCAGGUGCUGUGGCUGUGGGCCGCCAGGAGCGGGUGUCUUUGGUCCUGGUGUGGGACCUGUCAGAUGCCCCGUUGCUGUCUCGAGCCCAGGGGCUGGUCAGCCCUGUGGUUGCAUGUGGCCCCCAUGGGGCCUCCUUCCUGAAGCCUUGCACCCUCACAUUCAAACACUGUGCCCAGCAGCCCAGCCACGCCCGCACCUACAGUAGCAAUACUACCCUGCUCGAUGCCAAGGCCUGGAAGCCCCUGGGGCGGCCAGGGGCCCACACUUCUCGGGAUGAAUGUCGCAUCGACCUCUCCCACUUCAGCCUCUACACCUGUGUGCUGGAGGCACCUGCAGGGCACACCGCCCGCAAAUGGCUACAGCUGGCCGUGUUCUGCUCCCCGCUGGCACCAGGGCAGUCCCAUCUGCAGCUGCGCGUCUACUUCCUCAACAACACGCCCUGUGCCCUGCAAUGGGCCCUGACCAAUGAGCAGCCCCACGGUGGCCGCUUGCGUGGCCCCUGCCAGCUCUUUGACUUCACUGGGGCCAGAGGUGACCAGUGUCUGAAGCUCAAGUACAUCUCAGAGGGUUGGGAGAAUGUGGAUGACAGCAGUUGCCAGCUGGUCCCCCAUCUCCACAUCUGGCAUGGAAAGUGUCCCUUCCGCUCCUUCUGCUUCCGGAGAAAAGCAGCCACUGGGAUUGAGGACUGCUCAGCACUAACCAAUGAGAUCAUUGUCACCAUGCACACCUUCCAGGAUGGCUUGGAGACCAAGUACAUGGAAAUCCUCAGAUUUCAGGCAUCAGAGGAGGAAUCUUGGGCAGUGCCACCCCCUGUCUCCCAGCCACCCCCAUGUAAUAGGCUGCCCCCAGAACUCUUUGAGCAGCUACAGAUGUUGUUGGAGCCAAACAGCAUCUCGGGCAAUGACUGGCGCAGACUGGCCUCCCACUUGGGUCUCUGUGGCAUGAAAAUCCGGUUCCUGUCCUGUCAGCGCAGCCCUGCGGCGGCCGUCCUAGAGCUGUUUGAGGAGCAAAACGGCAGCCUGCAGGAGUUGCACUACCUCAUGACGGUCAUGGAGCGGCUGGACUGCGCCUCUGCCAUCCAGAGCUACCUGAGCGGGACGCAGACCGGCAGCCCAGAGUCCGUCCGCGGGGUCGCCCGCGACAGCCAGGGCCUGGAGCUGGACGAGAAGCUCUGAGCGUGCUCUGGACAGAGGGAGCACGAGAGGGGUGUGCCUCG
Otolemur garnettii (small-eared galago) is the source of this 1607-nucleotide messenger RNA. RefSeq names its product unc-5 family C-terminal like (gene UNC5CL). Gene Ontology annotation, molecular function: protein binding; netrin receptor activity. Gene Ontology annotation, biological process: netrin-activated signaling pathway; positive regulation of canonical NF-kappaB signal transduction; positive regulation of JNK cascade. The record is from RefSeq and is a predicted model, not a curated record. The transcript has 8 exons. Gene Ontology annotation, cellular component: membrane. Lineage: Eukaryota; Metazoa; Chordata; Mammalia; Primates; Galagidae.